This is a messenger RNA of Botrytis byssoidea, 1626 nucleotides long. RefSeq lists its product as uncharacterized. Gene Ontology annotation, cellular component: nucleus. Lineage: Eukaryota; Fungi; Ascomycota; Leotiomycetes; Helotiales; Sclerotiniaceae. Gene Ontology annotation, molecular function: transcription cis-regulatory region binding; DNA-binding transcription factor activity, RNA polymerase II-specific; zinc ion binding. The record is from RefSeq and is a predicted model, not a curated record. Gene Ontology annotation, biological process: positive regulation of transcription by RNA polymerase II. The coding region runs from base 1 to 1626 and encodes 541 amino acids. The transcript is spliced from 2 exons.
AUGCUUGCAGCACGAAGUAGUACUGGUUGCUGGACGUGUCGGCUUCGAAAGAAGAAAUGUCAGGAAGAACGACCCAAGUGUUCAACGUGUGAUUCUCUUCGCAUCGUUUGCCACGGCUAUAGUGAGAAGCCCGCUUGGAUGGAUGGAGGAUCGUCAGAGAAGGCAGAAUCAGAACGGAUCAAAGGAGUCAUAAAAGAAAAUAAGAAACGUAAGAGAGAGAUAGUUAGUCGUACCGUGGCAAAAAACGGCCCAGGAUCCACACCCGUUACCGACAGCUCGAUGACAGAUACAGAGUCCAGCGACGCAGCUCGGAAGCCAUCGUGUGUGGGGUGCCCACUGAACCUCAUGAUUAACGAAUAUCACGGACGCGAGGCAAACCUCUUGAUGCAUUAUCUAGACAUCGUCUUUCCCCUCCAAUUCAGAUUCUACAGGCCUUUGGCCUCAGAAGGUGGUCGUGGAUGGCUUCUGAGUAUCUUGUUACAUACGAGACCACUGUAUCAUGCGGCACUGAGCUUAAGUGCAUACCAUCAAAGCGCUAUAUACUCGGGUAAUGAGUCUAAAACCUGUGAUAAUAUACUUGAAGACCUGCAAAAGCACCAUUGUUUAGCACUGGUUGGUCUCAGGCAACACAUUGACCGGCUGAGUUUGGAAAUUGGUUUGGGCAGAACAAAGACCAAAGUUGAAAUACUUGCCUGUAUGAUCUGUUUGAUUUCAUUUGAGAUCUUGAAAGGAGAUAGUAAUGACUGGCAGACCCAUUUGCAAGCUGGAAGAACUAUUUUCAUGGGUCUUAAGGACAAUUUUCUUCUGCCGUUGGACACCUUAGAUGCAGUGCAAGAGAUGAAUGACUCCCCAAAAUCCGAUCCCGAUGUUCUUUCUUUGGACGAUGAAUUAGCUCUCGAAUUUUUUUCUACGGCACUGAUCUGGUUCGAUGGUAUAUCUUCCGUAACUAUAGGUGCAAAUCCAGAGUAUUCUGAUGUCUACCCUUCUAUUCUACGCAUAGAUAAUGGCAGAAUCCAACUUUGUAAGUUGAUGGGAAGUCAGAAUUGGGUUAUGAUUGCUAUCAUGGACAUUGCGCUCUUGGGAGAGUGGAAAAUUGCGCGAGAGGUUUUGGGCGAUUUGAGUCAAUCCCAGCUGGCUAGGCGCGCAGCCUGUAUCGAGGAUCGAAUUGAAAAAGGCAUACGAGAAAAUAGAGCCCGUCAAACUGGCGAUAUUUCUGAUCCGUGCGGCAUUCGAGCUCAAGAAAGCAAACAUAUCACUCACAUAUUCGCUUGUGCUGCAAAAGUCUAUUUAUAUGUUACCCAGUCUGGUGCAUACCCUAGAAUUCCGGAGAUCAGAGACAGCGUGUUAGCAGCCCUGAAAGCCUUUCAAGACCUACCCGAUGGUAAAUGGAUACGCCAUCUUGUAUGGUCUUUCUGUAUUGUUAGCUGUAUGGCAGAAGAAGAGCACGAAGAUGAAUUUCGACAGAUUGCGGCUUCGGCAAAUAUGAACCGAGGGGUUUUCUGCAACUUCCAGAACGCGUCCUCGAUCAUGGAAGAGUGUUGGAGACUUCGUAAAAGUCAGCCUUGCAGUCCCUGGAACUGGACAACAGCCAUGUCUAGUCUAGGGGUCAAGACUCUUCUUGUCUGA